This is a messenger RNA of Photinus pyralis (common eastern firefly), 2848 nucleotides long. RefSeq lists its product as uncharacterized. NCBI's taxonomy places the organism in Eukaryota, Metazoa, Arthropoda, Insecta, Coleoptera, Lampyridae. The transcript has 6 exons. The coding region runs from base 205 to 2736 and encodes 843 amino acids. The record is from RefSeq and is a predicted model, not a curated record.
UAUAAUUACUCAUUACGAUAUUGAAAAACAUUAUCAAAAAUAGAUAUAUUGUACACAAAAUAAUGAGCAUCUCAAAAACUAAUUGCAUAAUAAUGAUAUAAUUACGUCUCUACUUCAUAUAAAAGAACUUCCCUAGCGAUUUUCAAAUAUUGUUUACUUACUUUUGCGUUAUAUCAAACGUACUAAAGUGUGUAUUGUGGUAAAAUGCCUAAAGCAAGAAAAAGUUUCACCACCAAGAAACGGAGCAGGAAGGUGAUAUUGCAGAAAGCCCGAGAAGCGAAGUUAACCAAAAUGGCAAUGAAUGUUGUUAGUAGUAUAGAAGAAGAUGACAAACCUAAUUGCAUGGUUCAAUGUGAAGAACAUUUAUCAGACGUCAAUCAUGAAGCAGGCAGUGGAACCAAUGAUGAAGACGAACACGGUUCGGAAAUGUCAUUUUAUGAAAGUGAUCUAGAAACAGAACCUCAUUGCGAGCAAAAAGAUACCUUAUUUUUAUCUGGUCGCCGAAUUGUAGAGAUUGGUCAUUUUUUGGCAUCUCUUAGAGCUCUACGACAUGAUGGCUUUGGUUGCUCUUUCUUCGACAUGGACAUCCAAUCGGAAAAAAUUGAAGGCUUAGAAAGCAUAUUUACGUUUAAAUGUAAAGUGUGUGGGAAAAUAGAUUCCGUAAGAAGUUGCGGUGGUAGUGCAACAUUUCAUUCCACAAAUCAAGCUGGUAUUAUUGGGUCCUUAUCUAUUGGAAUUGGAUACAGUCAAUUAGCAGAGCUGCUUGCAGCCAUGGAUAUACCGCAAAUGUCAAACGUGACCUAUUUAAAAAAUCACAAUGCCAUAUACCCUUCUGUACAUGCAUUAAAUCAACAAUUGAUGACUGUCGCUGCAAAAGAAGAAGCUGAGCUUGCCGAUGAAAUGAAAGAUGGUAUACCAGUCAUUGGCGUUAUAGCUGACGGUGCAUGGGCAAAGCGAUCUUAUCGUAAAAAUUAUUCUGCCCUUUCAGGAGUGGCAUCUAUCAUUGGAGCCAAAACAAAGAAAAUUUUGCAUAUGGGUGUCAAAAAUAAGUACUGCUUCUUAUGUGCUAGAGGGCGUAAAGAAGAAGACCAUGAUUGUUUUCGAAACUGGUCUAAGACGUCUACAGCCAUGGAAUCAGCCAUUGUAGGUGAAGGUUUUAAAAAUUCCAUAACGCGCCACAAUCUUAUAUAUGGAAAACUAAUUGGGGAUGGCGACAGUAGCGUUUACAAACAUUUAGUUGAAAUCGCACCAUACGGUCCAUCGUUUUACAUAAAAAAAAUUGAAUGUCGCAAUCAUUUACUUCGAAACUUCAUAAAUAAACUCAGCGAUUUGAGUAAAGACACCAAAUACUCAAAACCUCACAGAGAGUAUGUGUCAAAUCCAUCAAUGCUAGGUCGCUUCCGCAAUGCAGUUAUAAGGGCUAUCGCAUACAGGAAAUCCGAAAAUAAUGCACUUGAUGACAAGAUUGACAAUUUAAAGAAGGAUAUAUUGAAUAGUCCCUACCAUAUCUUUGGCCGCCAUGUACAUUGCAAAGAUUACUUUUGCAAAGGUUCAGAUGAGAAUAAGGAUGAUUUAGUUGAUAUAUAUACCCAAAACGGGAUCCUAGGUGGAAUUAAUACCAUUAUACAACGACUUGCGGAUCACGCCUCUAGUUUACUGUAUGAUACAGACAAUAAUCCUGCGGAAACUUAUAAUUCCAUCAUAGCUAAACUUGUAGGAGGUAAAAGAAUAAACUUUUCACUCAAAAAUUCCUACCAAUUAAGGUGUGAACUGGCGGCCAUAUCCUACAAUUGCAAACAACGUAAUUUAUUAGGCGUUUUACAUAAGCAGCUAUGUGGAAGACCACCAGGACAUUACACACAAAUCUUCCUAGACGCCCAACUACAUCGGUACAACAACAGAUCUAGAAAACAUCAUAUCAAGAAAAGAGCGUUUCAGACCGCUGAUCAACAUUACGGUAUGGUGGACGAAAUUGCAAUCCCUGACCUAUCCUUGGAAGAAUAUGAACUAAAAUCAGCCCAAUUUCUAAAAGAUUUGAAGAACUUAAACAGAAGAGAUGUUGAGCGUGAUACAAUAAACCAAUCAAAAAGCGAUUUAUGGAUUAUUGAACGUAAAAAAAGAAUAACAGCUUCUAAUUUUGGGAAAGUUUGCAAAUUACGCAAGACAACUUCCACAGCUAAAACUGUAACACACUUACUGUAUAGUUCUUUUAGAGGAAACAAAUACACACAAUUUGGAUUGGAGAGCGAAGUAAAUGGCAUUGAGCACUUUGAACGCCUAUAUCAAGUAAAGGUAACCAGAUGCGGUCUCAUCGUCGAUGAAGAAAAACCGUAUUUGGCUUGUUCUCCUGACGGUUUAGUUGGGGAAGACAGUAUAGUUGAAAUUAAGAGUUCCUUGAAAAGUGGCGACCACGAUCCUGUUGAGGCAUGUAUGUUAAAAUUAAUUGACUAUUGUGUUUUAGAUGAGGAAAACAAUAGAAUUAUGCUAAAAAGGAGUCAUAAUUAUUACUAUCAACUCCAAGGCAUUAUGCACAUCACCAAGAGAAGCAACUGUUAUUUUAUAGUUUAUACAACAGCGGGAAUCCAUGUUGAGGAAAUAAGAAGGGAUGACAUCUUUUGGACACAACAUAUGGAAAAAAAGCUGCAAGAAUUUUACAUGCAGUCAUUAUUGCCAGAAUUAGUGGAUUCAAGGCGAUGCCGUAAUAUGGACAUUAGGACGGUACACAUGGUAAAUUAAAUACUUUUUCGGAAAUGCAAACCUGCUUGUUCGUUUUUUAUUUACCUAAUAUUUAAGUUUAUAUGUAAAAUUGUAUUAAAAUUUAUCUUUCAAAUAAAAGUACCAUUAGUGA